UCUCAGUGUGAGUGCUCGGGGGCUGUUUACUCCAGCUCUCUCUCUCGCUCUCUCUCUUGCUCUCUCUCUCUUUCUCUCUCUCCCUCUGUGUGUGUGUGCUUUGCCAGUCACUUUACACUGUGCUCUCAGACACAUACAGUUGUUCAGGCUUCCUGCUGUACUACAGGCUCCAAGGAUAUAAUCUCCACCACACAACGCAACGUUGUGGAUCCUUUUGUUUACGGACGUACCCCGCUGCACCUGGCUGCCUACAAGGGCCACACUGAAGUGGUGCGCAUUCUGCUGAAGGCAGGCUGUGAUCUGGACAUUCAGGAUGAUAGUGAGCAGACAGCCCUGCAUCGUGCAGCAGUAGUGGGGAACACUGAUGUCAUCUCGGCUCUGCUCCAGGAGGGGUGUGCUCUGGAUCGACAGGACAAGGAUGGUAACACUGCUUUGCAUGAAGUUUCUUGGCAUGGAUUCAGUCAGUCUGUCAAACUGCUGGUCAAGGCAGGGGCAAAUAUUCAAGCAAAGAAUAAGGCUGGGAACACAGCUCUGCACCUCGCCUGUCAGAAUGGCCAUUCCCAGAGCUGCAGGCUGCUGCUUCUGGGUGGAUCCAGGUCAGACACCAAGAACAGUGUGGGUGAGACAUGUUUGCAUGUUGCUGCCCGCUACAAUCAUGUGACCAUAAUUACAAUACUCCUCAGUGCUUUGUGUUCUGUUAGUGACAAGAAUCAGGCAGGGGACACACCACUCCAUAUUGCUGCAUCUCUAAACCACAAGAAAACAGCAAGGCUUCUGCUGGAAGCAGGGACAGAUUCAACCACUUUAAACAAUGCAGGUCAGACUCCCCUGGAUCUGGCCAGAGAGCAGAACAGCCCUGAAGUGGCCUUGCUUCUCACCAAAGCUCCGCAGGUCCAGAGCUUCAGUCGAGGCAGAAGUGUGAGGAAGAGAAGAGACAAGUUAAAAGAAGAGCGGCGAGCACAUUCUGUGCCCAGGGAUGAAAUGUUACCCACGAAGGGGAGUGUGGCAGACGACACCCACAGCAGUGACCGCCCGCCGUCCGAAAGAGGAGACCGCAAGUACGAGCCCCGAACAAAGAAGGAUAAGAAGAAAAAGAAGGAGGAGAAGGAGAAGGGACCUCCUAAAAACAACCGUGAGCAGCUUCCCUCUGCAUUGUCAGAGCCCGCCCCCAGGAAAGACACCCAACACCGUGAGACCAAUCAGAAGAAGAGAAACAAACAGAAUGGCCCCUCCCUGCAGCCACCCCACAGUUAUAAGGCCUACCAGCUCUACACACUGUACAGGGGGAAGGAUGGAAAGGUCAUGCAGGCCCCAAUAAACGGCUGUCGCUGUGAACCCCUAAUUAACAAACUGGAAAACCAGCUGGAAGCCACCAAAGAAGAGAUAAAGUCUGAGAUUCAGACUGUCCAGGAACGCAUGAACAGCAAACUGGGGCAGCUCGAUCACAAGAACAAACUGCAGUUAAAGGUAAUGGAUAAGAUGACCUUGGAAAGAUUAUCUGCAGAAAGAACAGAGUGUCUCCAUCGCAUUGACCAGCGGGCUGUUCUGGAGAAGCUGGAGGUGGAAAAGAAACAGGCAUCUGUAGUCAAUGAAUUGAAAAACUGGUGCAUGUCUAAGAUCCAGAACAUUGAGGUGCGGCUUUCUGGAGAUUCCAGAAAUUCAAAACCCAAGUCCUCUGCUUUUCAGGCCCUUACUGAGAGCCAAACCACCGAGAGUAACCCGAGCCCUCGAGACAAUGGCCUCAGUGGGGCUGCCUCCCUCCCAUCUGGAGAGGCCAGGCAGCACAGCCUAGCCAAGGAGGGCUCAGGGAAAGAGUACUUUGUGGUUCAGGAAGACAGCCCACCAGAUGUGAAACAGCAGCCCCUGCUGAUUGAGUUCACCGCACCCGUUUCAAGCACACCCAUAGCUACGUCUCCCAGAGUCGUUCGGCCCAAAGAGAGGACAUCUGCCUCUGCUGCCUGCAGUAGGACACAGGGGGAACUGCAAGAGACAGAGACCCCAGCUUCUCAACCCAGACAAGUGCAGAUAAAAGCUUCAGAGAGCUUCUGCGCAGGAACAAGCAGCCUGUCUCCACCUACUGAGAGUCCCAGCAGCAGACAGAGACAAGACGGGGGGAGACAUCCGAGGAGACACUCCCAAGGAAGGACCGACCUUCCCAAACCCAAGCCAAGCCAGGCCAGGCCUCCAGAGCUCCCCGCCCCCCAGCAGGAGCGGGACACCCUGCAUGCUCUGGAGAUCACGCAGUACUUCUUUGAGGCCGUCGCCAAGCAGAUGGAGAAGUGGUACGAGCACAAGAUCGAGGAGGCUCGUUCCCAGUGUGAGCAGAAAGCCCAGCAGGACAGAGCAGCUCUACAGGAGCGAGUCCUCGGUCUGGAGGAGGAGCUCCGAAUGCUACGGACUAACAUGCACGAGGAGAGCUAGCAGAGAGAUAGGGAAUGUGUGCACGACUAGUCCGUUCCGCGAAAACAUAGUUACAGUAUAGGCAUUCACCUCGAGUUUAGAUUUUUCAUCAAACGGUACAUCGUCCUAUACGGAGUGAAAAAAAGGAAAGAAAAGAGUUUUAAUAUAUUUCAAAAGUUUGUUACCUCUUAUUAGCCCAUGAUGAAAAAAAAAAAUGUUGUCCACUUUGGAGCAUGUAAAGUUACAAAGCAGUCAAUAAAGUCUGCUUUCUAAUGUGAAAGAGUGCAGACUAAUUUAUGGAAGAAUGCAGUAAGCAAAUACCAAGCAAUGUUGCAUGAUUGUUGUAAGACUGCAGGUUACAUUUCUGGUUAAUGGAACCCAGGUGGCUCUGUAUUGGAUAUUCAGACUAAAUGGGCAGCCGGAAACAAUUUGUUAAUCUAAAAUAUGAAACAAACAAAAAUAAUAUGAACCCAGAAUUAAUGCAUUAUAUUACAUUUUGAGUGAUAGACGAUGUUGUGUUUUAGGAUGAUGUACAAUCUGAGCUUUUUUAAAACAAGGUUCUUAACACCUUCUACUAACUGGAAUAUCUGGAAAAAGGUUUGGUAACUUCAGUUUUUAUAUAAAUAUGUUUUUUAUUGGCUACUAACAUGAAAGGAGAGAAGUGUUUGUUUUUGUUUUUUUUUCUUUACAAUAGUUUGUAUACGGUGCUAUUCAAAAAGGGCAACACUUAUACUAAACAACAUAUCAUUGCCUACACCCAUUGAAAAAAACACACUGAAUGAGUUGCUAACAAUAAACGGUUAAAAGGGGAAUAAUUAUUAAUUAACGCACGUGCUCCAGUGCAGUUUGCACAAAAAAAAUGACAAAACGUUGUUGACGUGCAUGUAACAACCAGGACUGGGCUCAGUUCCAAUUCUCAUUCCCUUCUAAUCAAUUCCAACACAUCAUUGAUUAAAACUUGCAAUCGUCGUAUUCUGUUAAAAUGAGCUUCUCACAGUAGCAACAAAGUACUGAAACUGAAGUCACUGUUAGUCAAUUAAAUUGGAUUCAAAUAACAGCGGUUGCACAAUCACAACAAUUAUGAUGUCUUUAAAAUAUAAAUUCGGAUUCCAAACCCUUCGAAGGAAUUGGAAUUUGGAAACAGAAAUUGACCCCAACCCUGGUAGGAACCCAUUGUUUACCAGCUAUUAUGCCAAUGUGAACAGUCCCACAUAUGUUUCUGUGUCACAAUGAGACAGUGAUUUGCAUGCGGUUACUGGUUGAGGCAAAACAGAACUGGAAAACUAUGUUCUGGCUUUCCUUCGGUUUCUGUCACGUUAAUUCAUCACUAGAAGGCAUUUCAGCACCGGGCAUGCCAGCCAACUUCGUAACACAAUAGUAAAUCGAACCCUUAGCCUGACAUGACUAUAUCACGUAGAGGCUGACCAGACAGCGCUCUAUUGCGGACUGAAGUGUUAAACUUCAUGAGAGUGUUUCAGUCUACCACGGGACUAAUGUACUGACAAAUCCUGUUGUGUUUUUUGUUUUGUUUUUUUGUAGUGUUAGAUUUGUAUAUACAAAUUUCUAUUUUCUGUUUUUCAGUGUGGAGUAAAAACUGUGAAAUGCAGGUAUAAGCUUGGUUACUUUGUCAUCAGGAGCUGUGUGAGUAAAACAAAUAGAUUUACAUCACAACAUACAUCUCUCCAAUAUGCACCUGAAUGUUCAUCAGCCAAACUGUUUAUUUAAAUAAACAUUCUCUUUGUG
Acipenser ruthenus (sterlet) is the source of this 4143-nucleotide messenger RNA. Its product is annotated as ankyrin repeat domain-containing protein 6. Gene Ontology annotation, molecular function: protein binding. The annotation marks the transcript as partial. The transcript is spliced from 15 exons. The record is from RefSeq and is a predicted model, not a curated record. NCBI's taxonomy places the organism in Eukaryota, Metazoa, Chordata, Actinopteri, Acipenseriformes, Acipenseridae.